GCCUGUAAUUUCGAACAAUAAAAAUAUCUUACAAUUCAGAGGCUGGUGGGGUGCGUCAGAAAGGAGGUUAGAUGGUUUAUUUUGAACUCGAGGUGAUCGUUACAAAGGUUUGGUAAAAAAAUAAUCAUACCUUAAAAACAAUAUUGCCUCGAGUUCAAAUCGGCCUUCAAGAUCACUCAGGAACUAGGUGAGAUUCACUGUCUACCUAAAAUUCCCGUUCGAAUGAAUGUCUUUUUCGGAAAAAUCUGUUCAGUAUAGAGUAUAUAAGUGUUGGUUUUUAUUCUUUUGGGAUGAUUUGCUACUCUGAGUACAGAAUACUGUUGCGAUUUAAAUCUCCACUCAAAUGAAACAUUUUUUGAAUAAAAUUUGUGGAUUAGACUGCGUUAUUGUACACAUUUGUGUAUUUGUAAACCAAUCUGCUAAUUAAACAUCAAGUUAAAUUCCAGGGAGAAAAGAUGUUGGGAGCUUUGCGGAAAAAAUCUGCAAUUAACUUGUUAAAUCUCAUUUCUUCAGUGAGACAUGGUCUGGGGUCAGAGGGGGUGGUGCCUCUGGUAUCCACACAACUAAAAAGUCUAUCUACUGCGGCUAAAGAGAUGACGGUGCGGGAUGCGCUUAACUCAGCUCUUGAGGAAGAAAUGUCUGCAGAUCCAAAAGUAUUUUUAAUGGGAGAAGAGGUCGGUGAAUACCAAGGAGCUUAUAAGAUUUCUAAAGGCCUUCUGCAAAAGUUUGGACCUGACAGGGUUCUUGAUACUCCAAUCACUGAGGCUGGUUUUACUGGCAUUGGUGUCGGUGCAGCAUAUUAUGGACUGAAACCCAUUGUGGAGUUUAUGACAUUCAAUUUUGCUAUGCAGGCUAUUGAUCACAUCAUAAAUUCUGCAGCCAAGUCAAAUUAUAUGUCUGCAGGCCAAAUCUCUGUGCCCAUUGUUUUCCGAGGACCAAAUGGAGCUGCUGCUGGAGUUGGUGCUCAGCACUCUCAGUGUUAUGCUGCAUGGUAUGGUUCCUGCCCAGGACUAAAAGUUUUGGUUCCCUAUUCAUCAGAAGAUGCUCGUGGAUUGCUGAAAGCUGCCAUCCGUGACCCAGAUCCUGUUAUAUUUCUUGAAAAUGAAUUGCUGUAUGGCGAAUCUUUUCCAGUCUCAGCAGAAUCUCUUGAUUCUAGCUUCUGUCUUCCAAUUGGGAAAGCAAAGGUUGAGAAAGAAGGCAAGGAUGUGACAAUCACAGCUUUUUCAAAAAUGGUUGGCUAUGCUUUGCAGGCUGCACAAGAACUUGCAAAAGAAGGAAUCAGUGCUGAGGUUAUAAAUCUUCGUUCAAUUCGACCUUUGGAUAGAGCUACAAUCAAUGCUUCUGUUAGGAAAACGAAUCGGUUAGUGACUGUUGAAGAAGGUUUUCCACAACAUGGCAUUGGUGCAGAAAUUUGUACUUCUGUGAUUGAGGAAAGCUUUGAAUAUCUGGAUGCACCUGUGGAAAGAAUUGCGGGGGCUGAUGUUCCUAUGCCUUAUGCCGCAAAUUUGGAGCGCUUAGCAGUUCCACAGGUAGAAGACAUCAUUCGUGCUGCAAAAAGGGCUUGCUACAGAGAAGUUUCAAUGAGUGCAACUGCCUAGUGUAAAUUUUAUUUCAUUUUUUCUUUUAAAAUGAAAUAAAAUUUGCUCUAUGUUAACGAGGCCUAAUGAUGCGUUCAGGUUUAUCCUAAUAUAUAUAGGGCAUGGUUAUUUUGAACUUUCUUUUGGUUAAGAGGAUUGUUUCCAUCUGUGUUGGGCCUGCAAUUUUUAAUGCUGGAAAGGUUUGUUUUUCCACUGUCAGAGUAUGUAUCUCUCACUGUUAGUUACUGGUCAGUUGGAAGGGAAAUGAUCCUCGCUUGUAUUGAAAUUAAUUUCAAUAAACUGCUAUCAUCUGCCGCCCAUCAAUUUUAACCAAAACUUUGGUGUCAUUUUGUCUGGAGCCAAUAUGAGCCAUAACAUCAAAUGCUGUAACACCAGUUUUUAUUUUUGAAUAAUAAUGAUUUGUUAAAUGCCAAGAAACAUCUCAUUGUGGAUGGAUUUGACCCAAAUAAUUGCACGCACUUUUAAAGCCCUAAAACCGAUUUAGUUGCUGACUGUAACCAGAUCGGUAAAACUGUGUUGGUACUGUCCAUUCAAAUACAACCAAAAUAAUUAUACUAUAUUUUUGAGCA
This is a messenger RNA of Cryptomeria japonica (Japanese cedar), 2167 nucleotides long. RefSeq names its product pyruvate dehydrogenase E1 component subunit beta-1, mitochondrial. Gene Ontology annotation, biological process: pyruvate decarboxylation to acetyl-CoA. The transcript has 15 exons. The record is from RefSeq and is a predicted model, not a curated record. Gene Ontology annotation, molecular function: pyruvate dehydrogenase (acetyl-transferring) activity. Bases 456 to 1598 code for a protein of 380 amino acids. Lineage: Eukaryota; Viridiplantae; Streptophyta; Pinopsida; Cupressales; Cupressaceae.